UUCUACAUUUACAGCCGUUGAAGGCAUACGCAGACUAAUAUCUCAAUAACAAUUUCUAGAGUUGUACAGUUACAACAAACUAAAAUGCCUUAUAGCAAAACACCACUGCUGAAAGUCCUGAUCUUGGGAGACAGUUCCGUUGGGAAAACAGCCUUGAUGCAUCGAUAUGUUCAAGAAGUCUUUUCUACUACUUAUAAAAACACGGUUGGUGUGGACAUUUCCACUAAGAAUAUUGAAGUAAAUGGUCGCAGGAUCGCAAUGCAGAUUUGGGAUACGGCCGGACAGGAGAGAUUCCAGGCCAUGGGUUCGGCAUUCUACCGCGGAGCUGAUUGCUGUAUCCUCGUCUAUGAUAUAACGAAUCGAAGUUCAUUUAAUAGUCUUAAUUCGUGGCGUGAUGAGUUCUUAAUACAGGCCAACUCACAGGAUCCGCAUAAAUUUCCGUUUAUUGUGCUGGGCAAUAAAGUGGACUUGUCCAGCCACCGGGAAGUCCCAUUGAAAGCAGUUUAUCAGUGGCUCAAUUUGUACGACAUGCCCUACUUUGAGACCUCGGCGAAGGAUGGAAUCAGCGUAAAUCAAGCCUUUGAAGCUGUAGCAAAAAGGGUUCUGGAACUGGAGGAUAAACAAGAGAUUGGCGAUGACUUUACCGAUUCUAUAGUAUUGAAUGAGAAACCCAAGACAAACCCAAGUUCCUCAAAGUGUUCAUGCUCAUAAUUUAACGUAAUACAACUAGUAUUAUAUAGAAUAAAUAAAAUCAAUGGUGACUUAUUAAGUAA
This is a messenger RNA of Drosophila innubila, 773 nucleotides long. RefSeq names its product ras-related protein Rab-7a-like. The transcript is spliced from 3 exons. The record is from RefSeq and is a predicted model, not a curated record. NCBI's taxonomy places the organism in Eukaryota, Metazoa, Arthropoda, Insecta, Diptera, Drosophilidae. Gene Ontology annotation, molecular function: GTPase activity; GTP binding. The coding region runs from base 85 to 711 and encodes 208 amino acids.